Fundulus heteroclitus (mummichog) is the source of this 5703-nucleotide messenger RNA. RefSeq names its product suppressor of cytokine signaling 7 (gene socs7). Gene Ontology annotation, biological process: phosphatidylinositol phosphate biosynthetic process; intracellular signal transduction. The coding region runs from base 469 to 2952 and encodes 827 amino acids. Lineage: Eukaryota; Metazoa; Chordata; Actinopteri; Cyprinodontiformes; Fundulidae. The record is from RefSeq and is a predicted model, not a curated record. Gene Ontology annotation, cellular component: phosphatidylinositol 3-kinase complex. Gene Ontology annotation, molecular function: 1-phosphatidylinositol-3-kinase regulator activity. The transcript has 10 exons.
GACAGAGACAGAAUUCAGCUGUGAAGCGGAAGCGGUGACUGUGAAAAAGAAGUUGCUCAGAGCACUUUAUGGCUCUCAUCAUUGGUGCUGAUGUGGAGGAUGAGCGGAGCGGGUGGGGCCUGGCAGGGAUCAGAGACAGGCUGCGCUCACUGGCCGCAGACUCCUCCAGCGUUUAGUUCUCCAGCUUAAAAACCAAACCGCAUGUGUGACCCCGGGUCGGCCUGCUGCUGGACCAAAGCUGCAGUCAUUUUCCAGGUCAGUCCCAGAUGGAUGCGGCGCUGUCCUAGAGGAGGAGGAGGAGGAGGAGGAGGAUAAAAAGCCUGCAGGCAUUUUCGCUCAGCCUCCAGCCCGGCUAGGCUACGAGAGGCAGGGGAGACAUGACUCUUUCUUUAUUAUAAGGACGACAUCUCCGCGGUUGGCAAUGUGAAGAGCCUUGUGAGUUUCAUUUCGUGAUCCUGUCAAAUAAUUAUGAACAACGCGCAAGAUAUGUCGCCCGAUUUCGUGUUGAUGCGCCUGGUGUCCGCAGCCGAGGAUGACCGCUUGGACGCAGAAAACGGCAACGUGCCGCCGGGAGGAGUGGAGGUAGGGCUGGGGAAGGAUGCCCUGGCUCACAGCGGCGUCAAAUCGGCUUUGGACAUCAGCCGAGAUCCGACGGCGGGCCUGGAGCACCGCGGCAGCCUCCCGAACAAAGGCCAGCCGAACAGCGAGACCACGGCUGCACCAGACGGCCGGGGCACGGAGGGCCGGGCCCCGCCGUCUCCCGCACCGCAGCCGCGGAGCUCCAUGGAGCCCCAGGGGUUUGACUUCGUCCCCAGCCCCGGCCUCCGACCGCAGCUGCUCGUCUUCUCCAAUAUAAUGCGCAACGGAGAGGGGAUUUUGGAUUUAGACCGUCUGAACACACCGAGGGAUGCGCUGGAACGGAGCCCGGACCCUGGCUGCUCCGGCUCAGCUGUUAAUAACAACACCCUGAGUCCCGGAGACGUUGAUCGGCACCAGGACCUGCUGGACCAGAGACCGUCCGCAGCGCAGCCUUCAGCCUCUCCAUCCGCGGAGAGUCUGGGAGCCGCCGGGCUGUGCCACCACCGGCAUCGAUUCAUCACCAGCCCCCACAACUGGCCCCUGUUGUCGGACACAUCCAGACCUCUUCAGGUAGGUGACUCCUGCAGGGACCAGGAGGAUGCCGUGUUUGAGCUGGCACGGCGGUUUGGUGGGCUAGGGGUUGGAGCGGUACCCAGGAUGCUGUUUAAAGGAGCCGAGCUGCCGCACUGCUCCUGUCAGGGUGGACAAGGGUCUGCAGAUGGACACCUAGAACCCAGGGAUGACCCGACAGAGACCAGCGAUGCUCUGUUGGUCCUGGAGGGACUGGGGAGUAGGGACAUUGAUGGCUUGGGUAUGGAGGAGGGCCCAGAGGAGGAGCUGGAUGAUGAAAAUGGACACAGUGAGUUUUUGCUGAGAAGAAAAAAGGAAAUAAUCCAGAAGAUGUCCGGGACUUUCUCUAUCAGCAGUUUCCAAGUGGAGCUGAGGACGCAGAUGGAGGAGAUGGGCGUGCCAGGAACCCAAGCAGUGGAUACAGGUCCGCAAGGUUCCAGUCAGGUUUCAACCAAGGUAUCGACACCUGUCCAGAACUCACAGUGGACCACUAGCCCAAACCCAAGCCAAGCUUCGACGCCCAGAAGAGCCAAGCGGUGCACCAGUGGCCCCCGGACCCCCACAUAUCGAGCUGCAGGUGGAGAGAAGACAUUCAAAGUUCCAGGGAAGUCCAAAAAGAACUCUUUAAAGACCCGACUGAGUAAACUGUUCCGGACUAAAAGCUGCAGCGGUUCUACUCACAUCCUGGACAAAAGGCCCUCUGUGUCUUAUUCAGUAUCCUCAGCCAUGAGCCUGGUGGACAUGGAAGGUGCAUCUGGAGCCGAGACGGAUGCUGACAGCCACAGGGAGCCCCGGCUGACCAGGGCCCACAGUGCCUUCUCCCCUGCAUCCCUCACUGCCUCCCUCUCUGCCUCCCUCUCCACCUUCACUGGUGAAACAGUGUCUCUGGUGGAUGUGGAUAUUUCUCUGCGAGGGACAAACACUCCUCACCCCCCAACUCCUCCACGCCGAAGUCUCAGUCUGCUAGAUGACAUAUCAGGGCCUCAGCCUGGGCCUUUCCUUGUCAGUAUUGUGGGUGCCUCCCUGCAGUCCCUCCCUCUGCCUCACCCUCCUCCUCCUCCUCCCUCCCACUCUACCAUCCAGCACAGUCUCAGCCUCAAUGAUGCCUUUUUCCGGGCCCUUCCUCAUUCGAACCCGUUGUUGUUGGAUGCUGUUCCACCAACAAGGCAGCCUGCUCCCCCUGUGCUGUGUGCUCUACGGCGAUCUGAAGCCAGCAACUUCACAGCCAGUUUGAGAGAGUUGGAAAAGUGCGGCUGGUACUGGGGUCCUAUGAACUGGGAAGAUGCAGAGGUGAAGCUGAAGGGGAAACUCGACGGGUCCUUUUUGGUCCGAGACAGUUCAGACCCCAGAUACAUCCUGAGCCUCAGCUUCAGAUCCCAGGGAGUCACACACCACACUCGCAUGGAGCACUAUCGAGGGACAUUCAGCUUGUGGUGUCACCCCAAGUUUGAAGACCGCUGCCAUUCUGUGGUAGAAUUCAUUGAGCGCGCUAUCAUGCAUUCCAAGAAUGGCAAAUUCCUCUACUUCCUGCGCUCCAGAGUCCCAGGGCUUCCACCAACUCCAGUUCAGCUGCUGUAUCCUGUAUCUCGCUUCAGCAACGUCAAAUCAUUACAACACCUCUGUCGCUUCUGUAUUCGGCAAAUAGUCCGCAUUGACCACAUCCAAGAGCUUCCACUGCCCAGAUCACUGAUCUCCUACCUUAGUAAGUUUUAUUACUAUGACCCUGAGGAAGAGAUGUAUCUAUCAAUCAAUAGUAUUCGGAGGGUGGUAGGAUCAGACCAGGAUGCCAACCCACAGACGUAGCAACAUACAUCUGCUAACCUCAAGUCUCUUAUGGCUACGAAGGACUUAUCUGUACUGGUCUACAGGUCUUCCAGCAGCAGUCCCUGGAAGAGUGCAUACGGUCUGGAACAGACUCUACUGUAAACAGCUCGUCACUUUCUGAAGAAGAAUUAUGGGACAAAACUUCAUUGUUACUGUUUCUAAAGCAGAGGACCUCAGUUGUGUCUGAAGAGGGAACAAAGAAAUGUUCUUAUCUAAAAAAAAAACAUGUUGACAGACAAUAAAAGAGCCUAUGUCAGCUCUUCUUUCCUGUUUCCUAAACCAGCCGGACUUUUUAAACAUGAUGCACUACUCAAUUUGUAUAACUGUCGUUAUGAAGUACAUCCAUGUUUUUCUUUCUAUUUUGUAAAAAGUCAGGAUAAUGGGUUUAGAGAUGUCUGGAGGGAAACACAACCAGAGGCAAGGCAAACCAGCAUCCGGCAAUGACAAGAAAACCUCAGACCUUUCUUUUUCAGUCAGCUAAGACAGACUCCUGUUUCAGAGAUCUUUCUUUAUUUUGCUGUCAGUCAAAAAUGAAAAAUAGAAAAUAGAAAUCCCUUCAACCUCAGUACUGCGUCAUCUGCCUUUGGUGUACGCCAUUUUAAUACCGUAGUUAUAAACCUACAAGGUUGCAAGCCAUCUAUGUAUUUUUAUUAUUUUGAGACUUAUUUGGUCCAGCAGGAUGUUUUUUAAACCAAAAAGCACUGCAGAAUGAUAAUUACAUUUGUGAAUGAGAGCAAACAGUGCAGUGGCAGCAGAUGGCCAGUACUCAAACGUCCUGUGUAACAUAUAAAUGGAAUGAUAAUUAGAAUAUGCAGCUCAUGUAAAAACAUGAUCAGAGUAAGGUCUGAAGUCAAUAAUCUGAAAAUGGUGGUAUAUGUAAUCAGAGCCACUCUGAUGGAACAGUAUUAGGUUAUCAGUCCCAUGUCACUCUCAAAACAGCUGUUGUGUCCAUGUUCCCGUCCAAAGGUUUGAUUUACUUGUAGAGUUUCAGGUUUUGUUCAGACAUGGUCAAAAGGUUUGACAGUGACAAACAUUUGUGUUUUGUGGGUUUAAUAUUUUUUGCUUUUUCAUGUUUUUAUUUGAUAUGGUGAAGAACAACUUUCAAUAUUUUAUACAUUUAAAAGACUUUUAUUAGGAACUAUAUCAAACUUUCACACUUUGAAACUACUAUACUUUGAACUACUUUGUCAGGAGUUUUACUUCACACUGAAAAAUACAAAACUCAUCCCCAAGGUGUUCCUGAUUUGUUGGAAGAGGAUCCUGAAAGAUGUUUGGAUUCCACUCUUUAUCCAUGGAAGUGUUCCCUUGUGACCUUCUUGGAGGAAAAGCUUCCCCAGACAUGGAUCCUAACAGGAUGUCUCACUGCUGGUACGACACAGGACUGUUCCUAUAUAUUUUUUUUGUCAGAGACAAUCAGAACGAGGAUUCAUUAGGGAAAACAGUCUUCUGAUGUAUACCCUUGUUCUUCCAGAAUUACAGGCUGUCUUUGAUGUUUUUCUCAGACAGAAGAAACUUCUUUGCUGCCUGUUUUGUCACAAGGCCAUUGUUUUAAAGACCUUGCCUUACAGUACAUAUGUUCAGAAGCUGUCACAUCCACCUGCUGUCGAGGCUGAAAGAGUGACGCUGCUCGCAAAAUGAUUCUUUAUCACACUCGCCAGGAGAUCGCCCCAGUGAAUCCUGGAUAAACCUUUUAAGACUUGAGCAAACUUGUUCCAUAAAAUGUGCAGAAUUUCUUCUCAUACACACCCAUGUAAUGCCCAGAAAAUCAGAGAACCUGAAAUUUAGCUAGACAAAAUAUCAAAACAAGGCCCUGGCACAGAUAGGCGAAAUCUCCGCUGGAGUGCGGCAAGGCUGAAGCUUGAGGCAGGUCCGUAAGGCAGGCUUUGGCUGGCACCGUGAGGAAGAUGAUGGCUGACCGAUCCGAUGAGCUAAUGUAGGAACCACCUCAUCUGUCUCGUUUUGACGAAGAGGAGAAGCAGUUCUACUCCUAACCUCCCCCUGAAUGUCUGUAGGCUACUCUUCACCUUAUCUCUACAGAUGAACCCAACCACUCUACAGGCCAACAACAAUGUGAAAGUUCCCCACAAAAAAAUGAAGUGCAAAUGUUUUUAAAGCAAAUAGUUUCACAGACAAAACGUAUAGAUAUGACAUUUGCAUAUUUUGUCUUUUCUCUUUUGCCUGACAUUUCCCAGAAUGCCUUUGCAUAAGAUCCAAUGACCCUAUAGAUGCAAUGUUAGGAAAGAACAAAUCUCUGAUCUGAUUUGCUUUUUUUCUUCUGAAACGUGAGGAUCUGAGGUUGCACUUGACCCUGAGUUUCUUCUCUGUUUUUGCCAUAAGGGGACAGGUUUACCUUCAUUUUAUUCAUUUUACUGCUGGUAACGUGUUCUUCACUGAAAAUCUAAGCUGCCAAAAUCAGAAAACCAAAACACAGAUAUCAAACAUUUAUAAAUGUUUCCCCACUUAAAGUUGAUUCUUCUUUUAAGAUUAAAGGUUGUUUGCUGAUGUAAAGCGAUUAAACACCAAAAUAAAUGUAAAGAAGUCUCCUUUAAUUUGGUCUUAGGGAGUUGAAAGUUUUACAUCGUAAACAUUGGUUUGUUUUUGUUUUUAUAUCAUGAUUUAUGUCUUCCAUACCUGUUCCUUGGCUGUUGGUUUUAUUUGCUGAAAUGCCCAACUGUAUUUCAUCCUGAAGCUGACCACUGGUUCGGGAUUUUGAGUAAAAUAUAAAGAAUA